This is a messenger RNA of Aricia agestis (brown argus), 2274 nucleotides long. RefSeq lists its product as uncharacterized. The record is from RefSeq and is a predicted model, not a curated record. Lineage: Eukaryota; Metazoa; Arthropoda; Insecta; Lepidoptera; Lycaenidae. Bases 77 to 916 code for a protein of 279 amino acids. Gene Ontology annotation, cellular component: membrane. The transcript is spliced from 6 exons.
ACACGUUAUGAGAAAGUGACAAAAGUAUUUAUGAUAGCUCGUGACGGCCAUUUUACCGUGUUCUUCCAAGCUCACCAUGUUUUUCCUGGCGAAAAUAUCCUGUUUAUUUCUGGUGUUAUGUUCGGUCCAAAGUCUUCAACUGGAGAGCCAGGCGUCGACGAGAAAGCCAAGAGUCACCAAGUAUAGCAAAACGACUAUCAUGCCUGGAGGGUCCACGGAACCAGCAACGGAACGGAGUCUCAUGACGGCCACCUACCGGCUGCUGGGUGGUGGGGGGGAGACCUGUAUACUGUUCACUGUCGACGCCCUCCUCGACAUAUCCUACCUCACUAAGCUGAAUGAGAGAGCGGACGCUAACACAUUCGUGCCGAAUAACGCAAAUGUCGCCGGAGCGUGUAAGGAGAGCGACUUGGAGGUGCUAGUGCUGUCCUUCAAGGAGUUUUCGCUCGAGAUCACAUUCGCUAAGACCCCAGGCGGCGAACGCUGGUAUGCCGACAACAUCCGUCUCACCUACAACUCCAGUGCACGUAUCCUGGAGCACGCAGCGAAGCAGGGCCGAAAGGUUACCCUGACUACUGGUCCCAGGGCUUUGCUGUUCCCGACACCAGUGGGGAAAUCCUUCUACUGCCCAGAGGAGACAAUUAUUGAAUUAGCCGAGGAGGAUAAUAGCAACACCAACAUAGCUCACCGCGCCAAGCUCUACCUCCGUCAGAUGCGCCUCCAAGCCUUCAUGUUCAAGAGAGACGGAGAAUUCGGGCCACCUUGGCACUGCUCCGAUUCUGCCAGAGCGAGAUCUGAAACUGCACCGGUGGCAGUAGGCGCGGCGUUGGCGAUUGCCACCGCUGGCACUUUAGUCGGGUACGCCGUAUGGCGCUACCUGAAAGUCAAGAAAGUACAAUACGACACCAUGGAAUGAGGAGGUUAAGCGUUCUGAAUUUGAAUUAUUUGAAGUUUAUUUUUUUAGACGAAGAGGAUAGAGGCCAGAGCUCCAAAAAUAUCAGCCAAUUUUUUUUUUAUUCCAAUAAGAAUGCUCUCUAUUCUCUUUGUCUUUUAUGGAUUUAGCGAAUUGCUUAAAUAUAGCAUUGAAUCAUAAAAUGAUUCGAUUCAAAAUAUUUUUUUGGCUUGAAAUGGGUACCAAAGUAGGUUUGGGUUGGUGGUGAAAUUGAUGAAAAGGCGUUAUCGGAUGAAGAUAAAUAUAUUGGUAUAUUUUAGAAGCGCGAAGCAUUUUAUUAAUCGUUUGGAUGGAAAAUGAGACAAAACAAAUGAAUUAUGAAUAAAAUGUUUUCGUUUGUCUAAAGAGCGAUCUUUAUGCAAAAUGUUUUGCUUUGGAAAUGUGCCAUAUUAUUCAGGGACAUUAUAAUAUUUUGCAUUGCAUUGCAUAAAAUCAUAUAAUUAAAUUUGGUUUAUGAUAUUUGAAAUUAAUAUAAUAAUUCAGAACGCAAAGUGUAAGUGACUGACGAGUGGAAACUCGUAUGUGAUGUUUUUUUAAUUUAUAAAUUAUUGUAAGGUUUCUUUAGUGGUUAAAGUAGAAGAAAAAACUAGUGACAUUUGCAGUGUGGCAAAAUUCUCAUCUCUUUACUUGUGUAACAUUAAAAUGAAUCCUAUUUUGAGUAACGAUUUAUCAAACAAUAUAAUAUUUUUGUUCAAAAAUUUACAUAAUGUCGAUACAUUACUAGAUCAACAUUAGGAGCAUAAAAAUAAUAAAGAAAAUUUUAAUUAAUUUUAAAAAAUAUCGAUAUCGACAAGUAAACUGAACAACACUAUUUUAUUCCUAAAUGUCAACUGUCAUUUACUUUUUACUUCUUCUACUUUUUUAAGCUUUCUGCGAGAUGCCAAAACAUAUUGUUAUGCCCAGAAUCUUAAAAAAAUUGCCGCACUGAUAUUAAUUUAAAAUUAGUUUAAAAAUAAAUUUGUAAAAUAAACUUCAUAUAAUAUAAGAACCUAAAAGGUCUGUCCAAAAUUGUUUUUCCCAUUAACUUUUUGUGAAAAUAUAUUUUAGCUAGAAUACAAUAUAAUAUUUUAGGUUAGUCCCAAUAUACGGUAGAUUAUGAAAUAAAAAUAAUAUCGAAAGAGAUAGAAAUAUGCAUCUGUCAGUUCGAGGUAAACCAGUUACUCCCAAACUUUUUGCUAAUGUCUAUGUUCAAGUUAUAUCAUUAGUAUCUGUUGUUAAAGUAGGUAUAGAUUAUUAUUAUUAUUGUGUAAGUAAAAUGGUUAAAUUAGCAAUUUAAAACUUACUAUUUUUUGAAGAGAAUAAUAAUUAAUAUAUUAUUUAGU